AUGAUGAUGCUCGGUUUUUCAACUUUGGCUGAAUUCUACGUCUAUGUGACGUGCAUUCUUUUGGGCAUCUCUAUGCUGAUGCCAAUGAAUGCCGUGACAUCGGCACCACGGUACAUGGUGGAUUACUACCGUUAUGUAACUGGGAACCCCAACGCCAAACCCAACUCGCCAGUGUUUUGGGCUAAUAUUUUCACCUUUUACAAUGUUGUGUCGUUGGUGACGCAGAUUAUAUUCGGGCCCACCGUGCUGACCCGUUUGGCGAGGAGGCUUUCUAUCAGCAACCGCUUCAUUUUUGCGCUCACAUCUAUGAUGUUGGAGGUUCUCGUUAUUCUGCUGCUGCCGAUGGGAAAAAUAUCCCAGGAUUCCGCCAUUGUCGCGUUUGUGAUUGUCUCGGUUGUGGCGGGUGCAGGUAAGUCAUACCUGGAGGCAACGUGCUACGUGUUGGCCGGAACCAUGCCUCCAAAGUUCAUGUCAGCGGUCAUGUUUGGUUGUGGAUUCUCGGGACUGAUUGCGUCCGCGAUGCAGUCUAUCAUUAAGGCAUCCAUGGCAAACACGUAUGAGUCGGCACUCACGCAGGCGUACAUUUAUUUCUCACUUGCGCUGGGAAUUAUGCUCAUCGCGCUCCUUAUGGCACUGUCACUGCGGUACAACUCCUUUGCGCAGACGUACGUUGCUGAGUACCGCAUGCUGAAACGCGCCCAGUGCGAGGAAAGGCAGAGUGAAGGGGUUCUUGAUGGAUGCAACUUGGAAGAAAUGGAGAACAGGGGUAAUGGUACUGCCGAAAAUAAUGAGCCAAUCGCCCAAAAGGAGUCCGUUGAGGUCACCGAGACCGCAGCGGCUGUUGCCGAGGAUGGUAUGACAACCGCGGAGCAGCUUUUGGCAACACCUGUGCUCCCAGUGAUAAAGAAGAUUUACCCAAUGCAGAUUGCGUGCUUUUGCUCCUUCUUUUUAGCACUCCUGAUCUUCCCCAGCUUUGUGAUUCCUAUUGACCGUGCCGACGAAUGGUUCGCUACGAUCGCCAUUCUUUGUUACAACGGUGGCGAUGCCCUUGGCCGGUUCUUGACGUCCUUCAAGGUGUUUUGGCCUUCUCGUCGUUUCACGCUGUACGCUACCUUCGUCCGUUUCCUGUUUCUCCCACUGAUCUUUCUGUGCAUCUAUCACUACAUUCCUGGCCAUGUUGCGCCGUGCCUUUUCAUGUUCUUUAUUGGUCUGACGAACUUCUUUGGUGCACUAACGAUGGUCUACGGCCCCGGUGCACCGGAGCUGAAGACGGAUGGGGAGAGGGUGAUGGCUGGGCAGCUUAUGGGAAUUGCGUUGCUGGGAGGUGCAUCUUUUGCGUCCCUCGUUGCCAUCGCUGUGGUGGUCUUCCUGCCUUAG
Messenger RNA from Trypanosoma conorhini, 1377 nucleotides. RefSeq names its product putative nucleobase transporter. The record is from RefSeq and is a predicted model, not a curated record. The coding region runs from base 1 to 1377 and encodes 458 amino acids. Gene Ontology annotation, biological process: nucleoside transmembrane transport. Gene Ontology annotation, molecular function: nucleoside transmembrane transporter activity. The transcript has a single exon. Gene Ontology annotation, cellular component: plasma membrane. Lineage: Eukaryota; Euglenozoa; Kinetoplastea; Trypanosomatida; Trypanosomatidae.